UCAGCAACAAGCACUCGUUGAAGAUGGCAAGAAGGCAAUUUGUGUUCGUUUUGGUGUUGGCGAGCGUAUUAGCAGUUGGUUUUUGCGAUGAAGAUCAGCAACCAAAAGGAGAGCGGGAAAAUUAUAAAAGAUCCCUUGAUAAGGAAUGCGCAUCUUCUUAUUCCAUUACCUGUUUUAAAUUGGACGUUGUAAAUUGGGUUGAAAAAUUGAAUAACCAAGAAGACCUCAAUGUUUUACCCGGAGUUAGUCUUGUAAGGGAAUCUCGUGCAAAGGCCAAUGAAGAGAUUGUUGCCGAAGUUGCCAGGGAAUUCCCUAACGAUCCUGAUGCAAGACUUGACGCAUUUUUGAUGAACAAAGUUUCCAACUACUUGGGCACCCAUUCUAUUAAAUUAAACCUUUUCGACCCAAACACCGCUAGGAAAGGUGAUGGCAUCGGGGGAGGCGGCAAGAAAGGAGGUGGAAUGGGAAUGCUUUUAGCUGCUGGUGCUAUGAUGAAAGGAACCUUAAUGGCUGUAGCAAUGGCCGCUUUAGCAGCGUUAGCUGGAAAAGCUUUAAUGACAGCGUUGAUUUCUUUGAUGUUAUCGGCCAUCAUUGGAUUAAAAUCAUUGACAAGCGGAGGAGGAAAACAAACCACGUACGAAGUCAUCACCAAACCAAUUUACAGCCACGGUAGCAGUCAUUCCAGUUCACACGAAGAUUAUGGUGGACACGGCCACUCUUCCUAUGGAAGAAGUUUCGAUAUGCCAUUACCACUGGGGUUACAACCAGAUUAUCAACCCUACAAACCUUAAUAGCAUAAAAAAAUUACCAGUUUUGAA
Molecule: messenger RNA, 818 nt
Organism: Onthophagus taurus
Lineage: Eukaryota; Metazoa; Arthropoda; Insecta; Coleoptera; Scarabaeidae
Cellular component (GO): membrane
Source: RefSeq, a predicted model, not a curated record